Messenger RNA from Coffea arabica (coffee), 3886 nucleotides. NCBI's taxonomy places the organism in Eukaryota, Viridiplantae, Streptophyta, Magnoliopsida, Gentianales, Rubiaceae. The record is from RefSeq and is a predicted model, not a curated record.
UUCAUUCUUCCUAUGUGUCAAAGUUGUUUUCUUCUUGUACAUAUUGAAUUAGUUCUCUGACUGUAAUUUUCACUUUUUUGGUUAAAUCUUGAAACCAGUUGAAAGAACUUUUUGGAGAACAUUUUGUUUCCAAUAGCAAAUAUUUAGUGUUGAAAGAAAACAACUGGAGAUAACAUGUACAACCGAUGAGUUCAUCUACACGAAGUAUCUGCUUUUUUUUAUUUCUUCCAUUUGACACUCCUGUCUAGCAUAGUACUUUCUAGUUAUUAAUGGUGUAAUAGGCGCAUCUUGAUGUAGGUUGUUGACUCCUCCUGAUACUCCACUUUUUUCAUCCUUGGAUGAGGAGGCAAUGCCAAUCAACCGUGCACAGAGGGGCAGGCCUCGAAGUCAACCCAUUUCAAUUUCAAGAUCAUCAACUAUGGAAAAGAGUAAUAGAAGUAGUAGAGGUAGUGCAAGUCCAAAUCGUCUUAGUCCAUCUCCUCGAUCUAGUCAUAGUACGUAUCAAUCACGAGGCAGGCAAUCUCCUGGGCCACAUUCAAGUCCACCUCCUAGUUUACGACCUUCUACUCCGACUAGGAGACCAUCACCACCACCAAGUAAACCAUCAACUCCUGCUCAAAGGUCUUCUACCCCCACUCUUCGGAGGAUGAGCACCGGCUCUAGUUGCCCUGCGGCUCCAUCCAGAGUAAGGGGUAGUUCCCCUGUGAAGACGAGUAGGGGAAAUUCUGCAUCACCAAAAAUAAAAGCAUGGCAAGCCAAUAUUCCUGGCUUUUCUUCAGAGGCACCUCCCAACCUUCGGACUUCAUUGGCUGAUCGGCCUGCCUCAUAUGUGCGGGGAACUUCACCAGCAUCUAGAAAUGGCUCAAAAUCUGGCAGACAAUCAAUGUCUCCAACUGCUUCUCGAAGCGUUUGUUCAUCAUAUAGUCACGAUAGGGACAGAUUUAGGUCCCAGAGUAAAGGUUCAAUUGCAUCUUCUGGUGAUGAUGAUGUAGACUCUCUACAAUCAAUUCCCAUUAGCAGCUCAGACCAUUCAGCUCUUAGGAGUGUCAGUACAUUCUCGAAUCGUAGGGAUCUGAGCUCUUCAAAGAAGCCCACAAAAAUAGUAACUUCCAGCUCUGCGCCAAAAAGAUCCUUUGACAUUGCAAUUCGACAAACGGAUAAUAGAAAAGGCUCUCCGCAUAAUAUGUUCAGGCCUCUUUUAUCUAGUGUCCCCAGUUCAACCUUUUAUGCUGGUAAAUCAAGUGCUGCUCAUCGGGCUGUCAUAUCUAGAAAUUCUUCUGUCACAACUAGCAGUAAUGCAAGCUCUGAUCUGGGAACCAGUGGUGCGCACGAUACUGAAGGUAGUGAACAUAACCAGGAGGGUAUUACCAACGCCUGCAUAAAGGCACCAUACCAUGACAUACAAGAAGAAGUAUUUGCCUUCGACAAGGCUGAUUCCAUAGAUGACAAAUCUGUAGAUAAGAAUAAUGAGAAAUUGUCAGACAGGCAUGAUGAAGAUGAUGGCCAUCUUGUAUUGGAUUCUCAUGUAGUUGGUGAUGGAAGUUCUACCCACCAGGAUAAAGGAUUGGAAAUUUCAGUUGCUUCUGAAGUCUUCGAUGUGAAAGGUGACUGUCAAGAUGUACAUAGUUUUGAGGAGCCUCUACUCUGCUCCAGAUGUGGUUGCAGGUAUCAUGCCAUUGAAGAAAUUGAUGGGGACCUAAAACUUUGUAGAAACUGCAGAAGUGCAGAAAUACUUUCUGUUCUAUCACCCAAAACAGUGAUUGCUGUUGAGAACUUACCAGCUGUCUCUGCAAAAGUUUUAGAUCAUGGAUCAGUGGAUGCUUUUGCUCCAUCUGCAGCAAUGCUUGUAUCUUUAGCUGUAAAUGCUAUGGGUGAACCAGGAACUGAAUGCCAUACUGAGCCGAAUGCUAAUCUACCAGAGAGUUCUGGUGCACUAGGUGAGCUGAAUCUUGUCAGCCAGCAAGUCGGAAGUCAACCAACUUUAAGUGGCAACACAAUACUUAAUGAUGAGAUUGUUGCUCAGCAAUUGCAGAACAACAGUGGCUAUUCAAAUUUAAAGGCCGAUGUUUCAGAAGGUGCAGGUAUUUCUCUAUUGUUGACACCACACAGUGUCAAGGGGCCUAUCAUAAGGAGUAGGACUUUUACUGCCACCAGCAUAACUUGUGAUGACUUUUCCUAUGUGAGAGACAGUGCAACAAGCACAAGAAGCUCCUUUGGGUAUGGUACUGCCUCUGCAUCCUCUUCUCUUGACUUGGGAUCGAGUAGACAAACUGAAGCUCGUGCUCAAAGGCAAUUAAGUAGCAGGAAGUCGGACACUGAAAAUUACAGAUAUGAGAUGUACUCAAAGCACCAACGCUCAGUCUCAUCUUUGUCUGGAACUUCAACUCAUGGUUUCCAAGCUUCAAGUCUUGCAACAAGCUCUCAUGACGAAAGUCUUGAGGUAUCUGCAGCCGUCCAUGUGGAAAGAAUUAAUCUGGAGGUGACUCGUGUUCCUCUCCAAGACCUUUCACUUGCUUCAGAAAGUAUAGAGUUGGACAACAUGAGCACUGAUAUUGAAAGUGACAGCAAAUUGAGAACAGUUUCAGAGCUGUCAAGCCAUACAGCAAACAUCCAUCUAGGAGAUGCUUAUGUGAAAUCAGCUUCAAAUAUUGAAGAGCCUGCUUUGCAUGAGCAUGUUGAAGAAUUGGCAAAUGAUUCUCAGGGUGGCAUCAGUUUAGAAGCAUCAUCUACAUAUCCUGAGACUUGUCAGGAGGAAGAUUGCUUGUCAAAUGCUUCUACUGACCGUCUGGAUGUUGCAGAGGUUCCCAACUUGAGCUCUUUGGAUGCUAUAUCAGAGUUGGAAUCUGAGAAUGAUCAUGUGAUUUCUCCUGAUUCUGUAUUUGAUAUGGACUCCCAAAAUUCAAGAAGCAGCAUGGAUGGCUUGCAGGAUCCUUCUCAUCGCAUUGUGUCCUCUCAUGACAUAUCAGCUUCUAUUGAAGAAUCUGUCAACCAAGAUCAUGUGCACUGCAUUCUUGAAGAAUCAACUGUCAUGCUAGAAGGCCAAGGAGACCCCCACACUAGGAGCUUGACACUAGAAGAAGCAACAGAUAGUAUACUCUUCUGCAGCUCCAUCGUCCACAAUCUGGCCUAUGAGGCUGCAAGUAUUGCAAUAGAGAAAGAAAACUACACCCAGUUGGAGGGUUCCAGGCCAGCAGUAACUAUCAUUGGAAAAACAAAUCCUGACAGAAGGGAAUCACGUACCAGAAUUGUGUCCAAGCGCAAUACUAAGCCCCAAAAGGCUAGGCAAAGGCGGCUAGAAACAGACUCAAAACCCCCUCCUAGCAACAUUGCAUCUGAUGAGAAAAGUGAUGUUUCUACUGCUCGUAUUGUUGGGUCUCCUGCUAGGGGUGAUAGUGUGAAACCUCCAAAGCUGGAAUCCAAGUGUAACUGUGCAAUUAUGUAAGCUUUCUUCCAGAAAAGAUUGCUGUGCUUGUCACAAGGUUGCUUGGGGUGCUCCAGUCAACUUAAUUUUGUUGAAGGCCGAGAAUUUUUAAUUCAAUGGGGAGAUGUUUGGAUAACUACCAAUUGCAUUUUGUUGUUUGCAAGUAAUUCGUAAGAAAUAUGUCAUUGUAAAGUUGUAGUUCUUAUUAGGCGGAUGAUAGCUGAAGGCUCUGGUAGGUUGUUUAUUGUUCCACUUGCCAUAUUCUUGUUAGCAUUUGUAUUUGAUUCCAACCCUUUACUAGAGAGCAAGCGGUAAUUCUUUUGCUGUGCUGCUAUAGAAAUGUUUAUUCAAGCACUAGCAUUUCUGUUCAGUGUAAUUGUGGCUGAUAAAAUUUGAUUCAUUCUUGUCAUUUGCUUUUGUAUUCUUAUUGGAGAUGAUAGAUAAACCUUGGGAUGUUACUGGAAA